Molecule: messenger RNA, 2969 nt
Organism: Tachyglossus aculeatus (Australian echidna)
Lineage: Eukaryota; Metazoa; Chordata; Mammalia; Monotremata; Tachyglossidae
Gene: TRIM9
Product: tripartite motif containing 9
Exons: 13
Coding region: 45-2363 (772 amino acids)
Molecular function (GO): zinc ion binding; protein binding
Source: RefSeq, a predicted model, not a curated record
GGGGAGCGGAGCCGCCCGCCGCGCCUCGCCGCCGCCGGUCCCCGAUGGACGAGAUGGAAGAGGAGCUGAAAUGCCCGGUGUGCGGCUCGUUGUACCGGGAGCCCAUCCUGCUGCCCUGCUCCCACAACGUGUGCCAGGCGUGCGCCCGCACCAUCCUGGUGCGGACGCCGGAGGCGGGCUCCCCGCGGAGCCGGCGGGCCUCGGGCGCGUCGGACUACGACUCCCUGGACCUGGACAAGCUGAGCCUGUACAGCGAGGCGGACAGCGGCUACGGGUCCUACGGGGGCGGGCUGGCCAGCGGGCCCGCCACCCCGUGCCCCAAGUCGCCCGGCGGGGCCCGGCCCGCCUGCCUCACCUGCCCGCAGUGCCACCGCAGCCUGGUGCUGGACGAGCGGGGGCUGCGGGGCCUCCCCAGGAACCGCGUGCUGGAGGGGGUCAUCGAGCGCUACCAGCAGGGCCGGGCCGCCGCCCUCAAGUGCCAGCUGUGCGAGAAGGCGCCGCGGGAGGCGUCGGUGCUGUGCGAGCAGUGCGACGUCCUCUACUGCGACCCGUGCCGGCUGCGGUGCCACCCGCCCCGCGGGCCCCUGGCCAAGCACCGCCUGCUGCCCCCGGCCCAGGGCCGCGUCGCCCGCCGCCUGGGCCCCCGCAAGAUCUCCACCUGCAGCCACCACGAGCUGGAGAACCACAGCAUGUACUGCGUCCCGUGCCGCCUGCCCGUCUGCUACCAGUGCCUGGAGGACGGCAGGCACGACAGCCACGAGGUCAAGGCCCUGGGCGCCAUGUGGAAGCUGCAUAAGAGCCAGCUCUCCCAGGCACUAAACGGGCUGUCGGACAGAGCUAAAGAAGCCAAAGAAUUCCUGGUCCAACUGCGAAAUAUGGUUCAGCAAAUCCAGGAGAACAGUGUGGAGUUUGAGGCCUGCCUGGUGGCGCAGUGUGAUGCCCUCAUCGACGCCCUGAACAGAAGAAAAGCCCAGCUGCUCACCCGGGUCAACAAGGAGCAUGAGCACAAACUGAAGGUGGUACGAGACCAGAUAUCUCACUGCACCGUGAAGCUUCGCCAGACCACUGGCCUGAUGGAAUACUGCCUGGAGGUCAUUAAGGAAAAUGACCCCAGUGGCUUUUUGCAGAUUUCUGAUGCCCUCAUCCGGCGAGUUCACUUGACUGAGGAUCAAUGGGGGAAAGGGACGCUCACACCCAGGAUGACCACCGACUUUGACCUGAACCUCGACAACGCUCCUCUCCUGCAGUCCAUCCACCAGCUCGACUUCAUGCAGAUGAAAGCUUCUUCUCCAGUGCCAGCACCCCCCAUCCUGCAGCUGGAGGAAUGUUGCAACCAGAACAACAGUGCGACCUUGUCCUGGAAACAGCCGCCUCUGUCGACCGUGCCGGCGGAAGGAUACAUCCUGGAGCUGGAUGACGGGAACGGCGGUCAGUUCCGAGAGGUGUACGUUGGCAAGGAGAUGAUGUGUACCGUGGAUGGCCUUCAUUUCAACAGCACCUACAGUGCUCGGGUCAAGGCCUUCAACAAAUCGGGAGUCAGCCCGUACAGCAAGACCUUGGUCCUUCAAACCUCUGAGGAAACAGAGUCAGAAGAACAGACCCUCCCUUUUCCAGUGCCUUCGGAAAGAUUGCAGCUCCGUAGGAUGAGUCCUUUCUCCUCCACCCUUAACCUGCAACCCAGCUUCCCUGGAAGAUCCUACUUUGAUUUCCGAUCCUCAUCCCACCAGCUGAGCUUGCAUUCUUCUUUACAGUCUCUGAAUGCACCCGGAUGCAAUUUUGAGACCCAGUCAGCGCCUUACUCUCAAUUAGUUGACAUUAAAAAACUGAUGGCAGUCGCCUGGUUUGCGUUCGACCCCGGCUCCGCCCACUCCGACAUCAUCUUCUCCAACAACAACCUGACCGUGACCUGCAGCAGCUACGACGACCGGGUGGUGCUGGGCAAAACCGGCUUCUCCAAGGGGGUCCACUACUGGGAGCUGACGGUCGAUCGCUACGACAACCACCCCGACCCGGCCUUCGGCGUGGCCCGCAUCGACGUGAUGAAGGAUGUGAUGUUAGGAAAGGACGACAAAGCCUGGGCAAUGUAUGUGGACAAUAACCGGAGCUGGUUCAUGCACAACAACUCGCACACCAACAGAACUGAAGGGGGGAUCACCAAAGGUGCCACCAUUGGCAUCCUUCUCGACCUGAACCGGAAAACCCUGACCUUUUCCAUCAACGAUGACCAGCAGGGCCCUGUGGCCUUCGAGAACAUGGAGGGCUUGUUCUUUCCUGCCGUCAGCCUGAACAGGAACGUGCAGGUGACACUUCACACCGGGCUCCCGGUGCCCGACUUCUACUCCAGCAGAGCGUCAAUAGCAUAACGGAGCCCCCGCUGAGAAGUCAGCUGCCUCCUCUCCCCCCGGACCCAGCCAGCGGCCGCCUCUGUAAACGACGGCGAGGACCAACUUGCGACUAGCUGGCCGCCAGAAACCAGAAGGUACCAAAAAGGAGAGGAAGAAAAGAGAGGAUGGAGGGAAACAGCUGGUCUUCUCCGGUCCGUGUGCCCCAUAACCAUGCCGCAUCUCCCCUUCUAGACCAUCCUGCCCGCGUUGGCUUCGGUGUAUAGCUCUUUCAGCCGACAGAUGACCUAGAUAGCCUCUGCUGUUCGGCUGCGUCUGCUUUGUAGGCUUUACCUCGUUCAUUUCCUUUGCCUUUAGUUGAGGGGAGAUUUCUUUGCCCAUGAACGAUGCCAGUGCCGUUGGCACCCACUGCCAAGGAUGAAACCUUCCCUGGGACUUUUUUGCUUAGUCGGAAGUCAAACAAAAGAUGCUGUGAGGUGAAGGAGUCCUUCAAAGGAAAGUGAUUUGGAGGUCAUCAUCAGUUCACCUCCUGGGGCAUCUCUCUCUGAUGCCUUUAAUUACUUCAAUUAUGGUGUUUAUUAGAGGCUGGCUAGGUGUUAACUGCUGGGGUAGAUGCAAGCUAAUAAU